Aspergillus steynii IBT 23096 is the source of this 1273-nucleotide messenger RNA. RefSeq lists its product as uncharacterized. Lineage: Eukaryota; Fungi; Ascomycota; Eurotiomycetes; Eurotiales; Aspergillaceae. Bases 310 to 1053 code for a protein of 247 amino acids. The record is from RefSeq and is a predicted model, not a curated record. The transcript is spliced from 2 exons.
AUGGGGGAGAAAACGGGCUGCCUUAUAGGAUCAUGAUGCAAGGUCGAUCCCAGAAGCGUUGCAUUUUCUUUUCAUGACUUCCGGGCCACUAGAUUGUAGGUGAGGGUUGGGUUGGGGGGAGCGGAGUUAUAAUAAGGGUGGUGUGUACCGGAUGGGGGGUUUGGAUUUUUGAUUCCUUCUGCAAUUUUCUCCCUGGAUUCUAGGAUCGGGUUUGUGAUUUGCUUUCCUCUGCUUGACUUUUCCAUUGUUGCUGUCAGAAACCCUCAUCGGAAAAGACCACGACUACUGUCGAGUACAUACAACUACAACAUGCGUAUCUUCUCAGCCCUGAGCGGCCUCCUCCUGGCCGGCGCCGCCUUCGCCCAGAACACCAGCUCGUCCUGCUCGCCCAAGUCCGGCGACGUGCAAGUCGUGCAAUUCGGCUGGGCCCUGCAGUACCUCGCGGAGCGCUACUACUCGGCGCAGCCCUUGAACCAGACCUUCCUGAACAGCGUGACCAACAGCACGCGCGCCAACUACUACACCAACUUCCAGGGCAUCCAGCGCCAGAACCGGCUGGGCGUGCGCGCCGUGCAGCAGCUGGGCUCCAAGGUGUCCGGGUUCAGCGCCCCCCGCUGCAACUACAGUUUCCCGUCCGCGUCGGACGGCGAGACUUGGGUGAAGAACGCCCUCAAGCUGGAGCAGAGCAUCACCGGUGCCCUGGUCGGGCUGGCGGGAUACACCCAGUCGCCGGAGGUGUCGCUCCUGCUGGCCCGUCUGUCCGCUGAGCACUGUGGUCAUGCGUACUACAUCGCCAGCCAGCAGCAGGGCGUCGUCUUCCCCACGAACAGCUCCUCGCUGGUCCCGGCCUACACGCCCGACUGGGUCCUGCAGAACGGUACUCAGCCUGGAAAGCUGGGCUCGUACAUCAAGAACUGCGUCUCGCCUCCGUCGUCGCCGUGCGGCGAGAAGCUGAACAUCGGGCCGCUGGUGGGCACGUUCGGAGCGAACGCGACCAACUCGUCCUCGUCGGCGUCGGCGUCGGCGUCUUCGCUGUUCGCAAGGGUGUUCUAGGCUGCGGAUUGGGUUGAUUCGAGUGUAACUUGCCCAGUCAACGACACAAGGCACUCAAGUGAAAUUGCAAAACGACAUCUAGUCCUGUUGGAGGAAUGACGAUUCGAUUUCCUAUUUGUUUUUUAACGAACGCUGUAAUAUUUGGAAUUGUCUCCGCAUGUUGAUUAAUGUAAUGCCAGUUAGGAGAUCGUGUCAUGUAAUGACUAAUGUACAAGACUUC